AUGGAAGGAGAUCAGCCCCCUCUGACUGCAGAGCUGACAACCCCCAGCCUGAAGAAGGCUCACACCCCACCUCUCCAUGAGGACGCCAACACCGUGGUCAUCGCAGUUGUCAUCACCCUGGUGUUCCUCACCCUGCUGACGGUCCUGGUGGUGAUCAUCAUCUACCUGUACAGAAACAAAGGCAGCUACCUCACCUACGAGCAGCCGGUGGCGGAGACCGACGUGUCGGUGCAGAUGGAGGACGCUCCAUCCAAAGAGAAAGAGGAAUAUUUUAUCUAA
This is a messenger RNA of Fulmarus glacialis (Northern fulmar), 279 nucleotides long. RefSeq names its product small cell adhesion glycoprotein (gene SMAGP). The record is from RefSeq and is a predicted model, not a curated record. NCBI's taxonomy places the organism in Eukaryota, Metazoa, Chordata, Aves, Procellariiformes, Procellariidae. Bases 1 to 279 code for a protein of 92 amino acids. The transcript is spliced from 3 exons.